AUGGAGCCUCAAACCCCCCAGUUGUCUCUUCAGCCGCAAGCUUCAGCGCCCUCCCCGGAGUCCGCCCCACCUCCGCCGGCCAAAAAGAAGUCAAGGAGCAGGAAUGACCCGGCUAACCAGAAGCGCCGCUGUGUCAGUACGGCCUGUAUCGCAUGUCGAAAGAGGAAGUCCAAAUGCGAUGGUGCCCUCCCCUCCUGUGCCGCCUGCGCCAGUGUCUAUGAGACCGAAUGUGUGUACGACCCAAAUUCCGAUCACAGGAGAAAAGGCGUCUACCGCGAGAAGAUCGACAGCGCAAAGGCCAGAAACUCAACCCUACAAAUCCUUAUCGAGGCCAUUCUCAACGCCGCGGAGGAGGAUGUGCCCGAGAUCGUGAGGAGGAUCCGUACCUGCGACAGCCUGGAUAACGUGGCCGAGGCUAUCCUGCAGGAAGACUUUACUAACAAGAACAACGACGACACUCAAUUCGAUGACCAGUACACUACGGACCAACCGAUCGAAGGGGAGAGAGACCUGGCUCGGAAAAUGGGGGAGCUCAGGAUAGAGAACGGCACUAUCCGCUUUAUCGGCGGGACAUCGCACCUCAUUUACCAAGGCGACCCGCAAGAAACGCCAGCUGAACCCGAAUCCCUCAGCCUCUUGUCAAACGAGGACCCUGUCACGAGCUGGUCCGAAGUGACCAAGGAUAGGCAUCUGGUCGUACACCUGAUGAAUAUGUACUGGAAUUGGCACUACCCAUACUUCACGACUAUCUCACGCAAGCUGUUUUGGCGAGACUUCCUGAGGGGCAAGCCACGAGUUUUGCCAAAGGGGACCAUAUACUGCUCACCCCUUUUGGUGAACGCCAUGCUGGCACUGGGCUGUCACUUCACAGAUGUACCUGGAGCUUACGCUGUACCGGGAGACAAUCGCACCAAAGGAGACCACUUUUUUGCCGCGGCAAAAAAGCUCAUCAUCGACAAUGACGAGUAUGAAAAGCCAAAGCUAGUCACUGUCCAGGCAUUAGCGUUGAUGUCCGUACGCGAGGCAGGUUGUGGACGAGAGGCAAAGGGUUGGGUCUAUAGCGGAAUGAGUUUCCGCAUGGCACAGGACAUAGGCCUCAACCUCGAUACUGGAGCGAUCGCUGCUGAAAAUGGACAGAUCAGUGCUGAAGAGAUCGAUGCGCGAAGGAUAACAUUCUGGGGCUGCUUUCUCUUUGACAAAUGCUGGUCCAACUACCUCGGUCGGCUGCCACAACUACCCAAGAAUUCCUACAACGUCCCCAAAUAUAGUGUCUUCCCGGAUGAGGACGGCGGUAUUUGGUCUCCCUACGCGGACGGUGGAUUCGAUCAAACCCUGAGCCAGCCAGCUCGGACCCGAGCCGUUGGCCUCCAGCUAUCAAAACUAUGUGAGAUUAGCAGUGACUUGCUAAUCUUCUUCUACCAUCCGAAUCACAUCGGCAGGUCAAGCGGGAAGUCGGUCGAGCUGAAGAAGCUGAGCGAGCUGCAUAGGCGGCUGGAAGACUGGCGCAAGGAAUUACCACAGGAGUUUGAGCCCAAGGAUGGCCAACUACCAAAUGUGAUAUUGAUGCACAUGUUUUAUCAUCUGCAGUAUAUCCACCUCUUCAGGCCAUUCUUGAAGUACAAUCCUGCCGCGUCCCCACUGCCGCCGCACGUCUCUCCGCGGCGCAUCUGCACGGCCAACGCUGGUUUCAUCUCCAAGCUCAUGAGGCUAUACAAGAAGCUAUACAACCUCAGGCAGAUAUGUAACAUCGCAGUAUACAUGGUCCACUCGGCCUGCACUAUACACCUUCUCAACCUGCCUGAGAAGACCGCCAAGAGAGAUAUCAUUCAUGGCGUGAAACACCUAGAGGAGAUAGCCGAGGACUGGUUGUGUGCCAGACGAUCGCUCAGCAUCAUCAGCGUCCUUGCCAGGAAAUGGAAUUGCGAGCUGCCAGAUGAGGCUGCCGCAAUUCUUCAAAGAACCGAUGAGAAGUACGGCUACUUGGGAACUGGGGACGUGCCAUCGCCGAGCCAGCCCAUAAUCCCAUCCGUCACACCCUCGCCUCCAGCAUUCCCCCAAUCACCCGUCCAGAUCAAGAGCAGUCCGGCCCGUCAUGACCCUCAGACAGGGGCAUCACACCUGGGGCAGGACACAAGUGCAGGCAUGUCACCAGACCUCAUGUCAACUAUGGGGAUUGGCUCGAUAGCACCGGACAGCAUGCAAGGCCGCCAGGGUCCGACAUCCGCCUCGGUCGACCCUGCCAGUAACCCCGCUCUCGCUUUCAAUAGCUCCUGGACGAUGCCCGGCGUCAGCGCGCCGGCCAUGCCACGAUACCACCAGUCCUACGCCCCAGUGCAGAUAGGCACCAGCGGGCCGUCGACCCAGAGCUCGCGGACGGCGACGCGCAACGCGACGCCGAAUUCAGUUUACGCCAUCGACGGACAGGACUGGUUCCUGAAGGACGGCAUCAACUGGCAACAGAACUUUGAGGGCUGGGGCAUGGCUAGCCCGACGACCAACAGUAACAUCGCCGCAAAUAAUAACAACACCACAGCUGGGGCCGGGGCCGGCGUGCCGGGGAAUGAUGUCUUCAUGUUUAAGGGCCUUCAGGGGGCCGAUCUGGACAUGGGGGAUACGUGGGAUUUUGACAGCUCGAUGACGAAUCUUGAUCAGAUCCCUGGGUUGGACUGA
Messenger RNA from Diaporthe amygdali, 2670 nucleotides. RefSeq lists its product as uncharacterized. Lineage: Eukaryota; Fungi; Ascomycota; Sordariomycetes; Diaporthales; Diaporthaceae. Gene Ontology annotation, biological process: regulation of DNA-templated transcription; DNA-templated transcription. Bases 1 to 2670 code for a protein of 889 amino acids. Gene Ontology annotation, molecular function: DNA-binding transcription factor activity, RNA polymerase II-specific; zinc ion binding; DNA binding. The record is from RefSeq and is a predicted model, not a curated record. The transcript is spliced from 2 exons.